Aspergillus melleus is the source of this 810-nucleotide messenger RNA. Its product is annotated as pectate lyase. The record is from RefSeq and is a predicted model, not a curated record. Gene Ontology annotation, biological process: pectin catabolic process. The transcript is spliced from 2 exons. Gene Ontology annotation, molecular function: pectate lyase activity. Bases 1 to 810 code for a protein of 269 amino acids. Gene Ontology annotation, cellular component: extracellular region. Lineage: Eukaryota; Fungi; Ascomycota; Eurotiomycetes; Eurotiales; Aspergillaceae.
AUGAAGUUCGAGAUCGCCGCUGUCCUUGCCGCUUCGGCCAUGGCCUCUGCCGCCCCAGCCUCGUCUAGCGCUGCGGCCCCGUCUGUUACUCCGGCUCCCAGCAGUCCCGCUGGUAGCGGCAGUGUUACCACCAAGCUGCCCGCCUCCUCCGGCACCUCCACUCUUAGCGCAGUGAAGACCAUUGCUGCCGGCGAGAACUUCGACGGUGGUAUGGUCAUGUACGACCGUGGUGUCUCCUGCACCGGUCAGGAAGAGGGUGACGACAGCGAUGCCGUGUUCGAGAUCGAGAACGGUGGCACCCUUUCCAACGUCAUCAUCGGUCCUAACCAGAUCGAAGGUGUGCACUGCUUCGGCUCCUGCACUCUGACCAACGUCUGGUGGAGCGCCGUCUGUGAGGAUGCCUUCACCAUCAAGGAGCAGGAGGACGGCGAGACCACCACCAUCACUGGUGGUGGUGCCUUCAAGGCCGAAGACAAGGUCCUCCAGCAGAACGGUGGCGGUACUCUCGAGGUUUCCGGCUUCUACGUCGAGGACUUCGGCAAGCUCUACCGCAGCUGUGGUAACUGCGAUGACAUGCCCACUCGUCACGUCGUCCUGGACAACGUGUACGCCGUCAGCGGCAAGCAGAUUGCUGGUAUCAACGCCAACUACGAUGACACUGCCACUCUCCGCGGCGUGACUGUAUCCGAUGUCGACGAUGUCUGCGUUACCUACGAGGGUAACUCUGACGGCAGCGAGCCCGAGGAGAGCGGCUCCGGCCCCGAUGGCACCAACUGCAAGUACUCCAACUCGGAUGUCACCCAGGCUUAG